Molecule: messenger RNA, 3680 nt
Organism: Paralichthys olivaceus (Japanese flounder)
Lineage: Eukaryota; Metazoa; Chordata; Actinopteri; Pleuronectiformes; Paralichthyidae
Gene: scn1ba
Product: sodium channel, voltage-gated, type I, beta a
Biological process (GO): regulation of sodium ion transmembrane transporter activity; cardiac muscle cell action potential involved in contraction; regulation of heart rate by cardiac conduction
Cellular component (GO): voltage-gated sodium channel complex
Molecular function (GO): transmembrane transporter binding; sodium channel inhibitor activity
Source: RefSeq, a predicted model, not a curated record
CACACACGCACACACACACACACGCACACACACACACACACUCACACCACGUCAUUUCUGGAGGUUUCUGAUUUUCUCUUGUGUUUGUGUGCACACGUGGACGUCCCCACCGGCUCCCUCUGAUUGUGGCGUCGCCUCCAGGAUGAAGACGCGUUUCUGCAGAAGGUAUUUCCCUCCGUGCGUCUCUCCUGGAACUGGAAGGCGAUAAAAUAAAAGAAGACAGAGGUUUUUUAUUUAUUCUUCUGACGGUCCCGGAGGAGCUGACUGCGUGAUGGACCGUCCACUCAUCAAUACCCAUCAUCAGCUGGAGGAGACGUCUGAAGGAUACCAGUGAGGAAAAGAGCGCAUCGUUUGUUUGGUUUGAGGUGAGAGAAGCUGUGGAAAUCAAAAGACUUCAUGCGUAUUAUUAUUUUAUUUUUUUUGCAAAUUCACCUCACUUGAUUGUUUUACGCACAGCCACGCGUUAUUUUUAAAAUCCCGCAGGAAUGCACGGAAGCCUUGCGCACUUUUGUAAGCCCCCAAAGACGCGCAUGAGGCGGACAGCGAUGUAAACAAUCCUCCCCCCUCUGAACUGUGCAGUGCAUGACUUCCACACUGCCUCCAUGUGAGCAGCAGAGCCACCUGUGCACACAGAGGCCAAACCAAACAUCCAGUGGAUGAUUUUACUGAUGAGUACAGAAGCAGCCGUGGAUCAAGUCAGCUUUAAUCUGAAGAGACAUGUAUAGUUUGUGAAUCUGCAGAAAGAAUUAAGCAAUAACACAGAUUUUGAGUCAAUAACAAGGAGGAUAAUUAUUCUUCCAAAGCCAAAGAAAGGAGCAAGAGGAGGAUUCACACAUUCUUCUUCGUUCUGUUUCAAGCACAGAGCUUCCUUCUUUUUUUCUUGGCCCAGGUCAAAUCUGCAGUUGUGUGAGUGCAGCUGAAUGUUUCCUCAUGCAUGCAGCAUUUUGACAUUUGAACAGACUUUUUUGAAACUGCACAACAACCGCAGGCAUCUUCCAUUUUCCAGCACAGAAUCCAUCACACACCUCACCAUCGUCCACUGUAUCAGAUCACAUCUCAGUCUUCCAUUAGCUUUUAAUUGUUAAUCACUGACCUGUCUGCCAGUCGGGGCACUGGCAUUACCUAACAGCCUCAUUGUGCAGGAGGCCUGAGGGCUGCCACUGAGUAUAAAUAGUUGAACAAAGGCUCCUUUGGAGUCAGAAACCCAAAACUCUGAGUGAUUCCUCCCUCUGGUAACUCUAAACCCUCACACACUCACAGGCUAGACCAGAGAGCGAUAUAGACCCAGGGAUGUGAAGAGCGAAGCACCGUCCACGCUCCUGUAGAGGUGCUUGAGAGGACCCACCCACCCCUUCCUCCUGCAUUUGUAUCAGCUGAAAAAAAAAGAAGAAGAAGAAGAACCCAAGUGGACCACACCCAGACCCCAGCAUCGGGAAGGAGCCUCCUCCUCUCACUUCUCAGACUUUAACUCGCAGUCAGGACGGCUUGGGUAUCUUUGUGCUCAUCCGCAAACUGGAAUAUAUGCUCUGCUUUGUUUGCCUGUGUGUGUCAUAUUGAGCUGUGUGGUGUGUGGUGUGUGUGUGUGUGUGUGUGUGUGUGUGUGAGUGUGUGAGUGUGUGUGUGUCUAUUUGGACGCCACUGAGAGCUGCCACCAGUCUUAUCUCUCCUGUCAGGAUGUCUGCAGGACCAGAGCUGCUGCUGCUGCUACCUCUGUGUCUCCUGGUGCUCCAAGCAUCUCCGUGCCAUGGAGCCUGCGUGGAGGUGGACUCAGACACCGAGGCCGUGGCCAAUGAGGGAUUCAAACUGGGCUGCAUCUCCUGCAAGAUGAGGGGCGAGGUGCAGGCCACGGCUUUCGUCAACUGGUACUUCAUGGCUUCAAAUGAGGCCGAGUUCUCCCAUGUUUUCAGCUACGAAGACAAAGCGGAAAUCAUCGACCCACGUUUCUACGAGCGUCUGGACUGGAUCGGCAGCAAGGACACCAGGGACCUGCAGGACGGCUCCAUCUACAUCCUCAACGUGACCUACAACGACACGGGCACCUACCAAUGCACAUUCAACCGCACCCUCAUCUACUCCAACUAUGAGUUUCGAACCAACUUCACCAAGAAAAUCACCAUUAACGUGGUGGCACAACUCACCAGGGGACUGGCAUCCAUCUUGUCCGAGGUGAUGAUGUACGUCUCCAUCGUCGGGCUGCAGUUCUGGCUGCUGGUUGAGAUGAUUUACUGCUACAGGAAGAUCUCAGCGGCAGGAGAGGAAGCUCUGAGAGAGAGCGCGGCCGAGUAUUUAGCGAUAGCAUCGGAAAGUAAAGAUAACUGUGCGAGUGUCCAAGUGGCAGAAUAGAACUGGUCAAGAAAGAAUUCAAGACGACUUCCUUGAGGAAUCUCACGUCCAUUUUUGUGCUCCACCUCCCCUCACCGUCAUACACCACCUCUCCACACGAUGGACAAAUGAAACCACGGAGGGGAGACAGAUCUCCACAGUUAUUUAAAGUGACUUCCAACGAGAAGAAUGAGAAAGACUGAGCUGUGUCCUGUUGUGAGGGACGGGGGGGGAUGCAUCAGGUUGUAGUUCAUCAGGACACAGACACAGACCUGUUCUGUAUAUCUGCACAGAUAAUCUAGAAUAAACUGUAGGCCGACAUUGUAUAUUCACUAGUUGCAUGCUAACGAGAUUAUCCAAACGGUCGACGACAUGCUCGAAAGGUUGCGUCACGUUUUUUAAGAAACAGUUUUGUCACAUUUCAUUUCAUUGCACGAUAAGUGUGUCGGCUUCAGGCUUCCGUCGAUAAGGUCUUCAUCCAUUUGUUUACUCACGAGGCUGAGCUGCAAAUGAAAUAUUUUUAGAGGCAAUUCAAAACAUUUAAACGCAAAUGAAAAUCUUUAAAACUCAGAUGAGCUUUUACAGCUUCUGUUCUUGCUGUUGUGAUGCAGCUCUACUGAACACUGCAGUGAGAACAGCUUGCAUUUAGUUCUCAUGUUCAGUGUUUCAUUUCACAAGGAUGAAAGCACCAAGCAUCAGGUGUCCCCCCCCCCCCGGAUUUUACUAAAACGAGCCUUAAUUUGAAGCGUUUGGAUCCUGCUGAAUGUUUAGCUCGUCACCGUCGGCUGUUUGAAGAGUUUAGAGUCAUCGGCCCUCAGGUCAAAGGUAAAUAUAGUCACAAGCGACAGUAAAUUCAAGGUUAAACAUUGGAGUCGAUGAGACACUGUUUCUGCUGCAGGAUUUCCCUCAGAGCUCCCGACGCAUAAAUCAACAAUGAAACUUUUCCUGCAGCGACAACUGAAAUUCAAUUUAAACAUCAGCUUAAUUUAUCUUCACUUUCAGCUGAACAGUCGGUUUCAUGCUGAUUUUAAUUUGCUCUUUUGAAUCUCUUGAAAGCUUCAGACGACGAUAGCACCUCACUGAUGUGGAUUUAAAGAAAAAUCAGCUCUAUCAAUUUGUCCAGAGGUAAAAUCUGCAGCGGAGACUUUCCUGCUGCAGUGUAAUUCCACACUAAUGUCUCGGUGUCUUGGCAAAUUGCUAAAAACUCCUGUCCAGUCUUCCUCCCAGAGCAACGACAGUGGAAACCAAAGAGGGAAAAGCAAAGAGCUGAAGUGUUUGUAUAAAUAUAAAAAGUUGUUGUACUUGCGUCACUCUCUCCAGAAAAUACUGGAUGAAACUAAAUAAAACUGUAAAAUUCA